CGCUCCCGUCAACUCAAUCAGCAACAGACAAUGGCCUACUUUCCUGGUGGCGAGAAAGGGCAGGGCGAGGAGGUGGACAGGAUUUUGCUCCUUGGCCAGGUUAUCUACACACGAUUUGAGCUCUCCCCUUGCGCGCCGAGAUGGUGUGCAUCGAGCAUGGGCGAAGAGUCAGGACGGUGCGUCUUUUAAAGUGUCCCGUAUUGCAGCGAAGUGAGGGGUUGAUAGAGGAGGAGGAGUAUGAGGGGCGAUACAAGCAAGAUGCGGCAGGAGGAUGGCGAUAGCGGAGAUGGGGAGAUGGGGAAACCGAGUCGAAGCGAGGGGGAUUCGGCCUCGGCCAAAAAAAACAAAAAAAAAAAACUACAAA
This is a messenger RNA of Gaeumannomyces tritici R3-111a-1, 364 nucleotides long. RefSeq lists its product as hypothetical. The record is from RefSeq and is a predicted model, not a curated record. Lineage: Eukaryota; Fungi; Ascomycota; Sordariomycetes; Magnaporthales; Magnaporthaceae. The coding region runs from base 31 to 189 and encodes 52 amino acids. The transcript has a single exon.